This is a messenger RNA of Vigna radiata var. radiata (mung bean), 1801 nucleotides long. Its product is annotated as THO complex subunit 4A. The record is from RefSeq and is a predicted model, not a curated record. Gene Ontology annotation, molecular function: mRNA binding. Gene Ontology annotation, biological process: mRNA export from nucleus. NCBI's taxonomy places the organism in Eukaryota, Viridiplantae, Streptophyta, Magnoliopsida, Fabales, Fabaceae. Gene Ontology annotation, cellular component: nucleus.
AGUAAAAUAAAAAUUAGAAUUUCAAGUUUGAAAGAUUGUAAAACCUCUAGCCAUUCUUUUCUCCUCUCCCUUUCUGUUUGUAAAACCUCACCAGAUCUGUUCCAAAACCCAAACCUCAGUCUGCAAACAUGUCUGCAGCUCUGAAUUUGACGCUCGAUGACAUCAUCAAGAACAACAAAAAAUCUGGAUCCGGAAACUUCCGUGGCCAGAACCGAUAAUCCGGAUCCGGACCUUCACGCCGCUCCCCUAACCGUGCUGCCAACCGCGCCGCUCCAUAUGCCACCGCCAAGGCGCCCGAGGCGACUUGGAAACACGAUCUACACGCAGAUCAGCUCGUGGCUGCGGCGGAUCCUGCUCAAGGUGGUCUUGCGUCUUCCAUGGAAACUAGGACCAAACUUUACAUUUCUAACUUGGAUUAUGGCGUUUCCAAUGAUGAUAUUAAGGAAUUGUUUUCUGAAGUUGAUGACCUGAAACGGCAUGGGGUUCACUAUGACAGGAGUGGAAGAUUGGAGGGUACUGCAGAAGUAAUAUUUUCACGACGAGCUGAUGCUGUAGCUGCUGUAAAGAGAUACAACAAUGUUCGAUUAGAUGGGAAAACAAUGAAGAUAGAGAUUGUGGGAACAAACAUUUCUACGCCUGGUGUUCCUGCUGCAAACAGAGCUAUUGGAAAUUUGAAUGGAGUUCCUCGAAGCGGACAAAGAAGAAGUGGGGCAUUUAGAAAAGCAGGAGGAAGAGGGCAAGGCAUUCAAAGGGAUCGAGGUCAAGGAAGAGGUCGUGGUGGAGGAAGACGUGAUGAAAAAUUAUCUGCAGAUGACUUGGAUGCUGAUCUGGAGAAAUAUCAUGCAAGGCAAUCCAAUUGAACUAAAGGAAUGACCCAUGUUUUACUUUCUUGCUAAACAUAUUCGGGGCUUGGUGAUGGAACACUGUAUUUUGCUAUCCCUAUUUAUUAGGGGAAAGGGAAUGGACUUCUUUAGUGAAACUUUUACGCUUUGACCCGUGGAGUUUGGGCUUCUGUUGCCUAUUAAUCAUUUUCCUUGGUAUGAAAUAUGGAUUACGAAACAGGAGUCAGCACUUUUGGCAUUAAUUUGUUUUAACAAGUGUAUUGUGGAAGUGGGAACCAUGAUCUCGUCUAUCAAAUGCACAAAGGUCUAGUUGGCCGCUACAAAAUAUGGGAGGCUGCAGAAUUGAUUGACCCACAGUUGCUUUGAUGUUUUGGUUAAACCACACCAAUGCAGCGGAAUCUUCAAAUAAGGUAGAUUCCCUACCUCCUCUUUUAACAAUCUCCCCACAAAAUAGUCAUGUGAUCUGUUUUUAUUAUAUUGUGACCUUGCCCUUUGUUGUGUAAUCAUCGAGGUUUGUCAUCCUACUUGUUGUAGUUGGGGACAUCUUUCUUAAUUGCCUUCAUCGGCUGGUUGCACUCGGUGUUACAAGAUUUGCUAUAAGACUUGUUAUCUCAGCCCUUCGCCUGUACUGAAUCUGAGAACUGUCAUUGCUGGUUACGAUUACAUGCUAGGCCAUUUUUCUAGCCAUACUUUACUGGUUGGAACUGAAAGGGACAAGUGUUUCGCUAGUCAGAUUCUUUUUAACUAGACAGUCAUUGAUAACCCCAUUCUUAGCAGUAGGAAAUGAUGGCGUUAACUUCCUUGUUAACUUCCUUUAACCCAGUGUAACGUUUAAAACUAUUUUUUUUUAUGUUUAGGAACAUUUCAUUGUGCUGGCUUGCUCUGUUAUUAACAUUAUUUUUGUUCGCUGACCUGUAAAUGGCGAGUGAUUGUGCUGUCUUUUGCAGUGCUUGUUUCAA